AUGUCGGAGCUUGGCCAAAAAGUCUCGAUUAAGUUGGCGAACCAGCUCGUGCACCUUCAACUUGACUUGUUGCAAGCUGCGUCAUUGCUGCAAUCCAACACACGGUUACUCUCGCCACUGACCCUAAACUAUUUGGCCCAGUACACCUUCACAGGGGCUAUUGGGCUUGUGCCUAGGUCCAUUAUCUUUGCUCUCCCAGACCCACAACCUCUACCAGUCCACUUUCUCUUACUGUUUGCCCAGCUUCAAAUUACUCAACUUCUCUCCCUCAGACUUGGGCCUGUGGCGCAACCCAUUAGGAUCAUGUACACCCCUCUUCUCAAGAAUUCUUGA
Sphenostylis stenocarpa is the source of this 333-nucleotide messenger RNA. The record is from the annotation of a GenBank genome assembly. NCBI's taxonomy places the organism in Eukaryota, Viridiplantae, Streptophyta, Magnoliopsida, Fabales, Fabaceae.